Drosophila eugracilis is the source of this 2919-nucleotide messenger RNA. RefSeq lists its product as uncharacterized. Gene Ontology annotation, biological process: detection of mechanical stimulus. Gene Ontology annotation, molecular function: calcium channel activity. Lineage: Eukaryota; Metazoa; Arthropoda; Insecta; Diptera; Drosophilidae. The transcript is spliced from 9 exons. The coding region runs from base 1 to 2799 and encodes 932 amino acids. The record is from RefSeq and is a predicted model, not a curated record. Gene Ontology annotation, cellular component: membrane.
AUGGCCCAUAGAGGCCAGGGGGAAAGGCCGGCGGGAGGACCGUCAGGUUCUCCACCGCCCCGUCCGCCGAAAAUACCACCACCCACCUCGCCCCGUGGAACUUCAACGGCAACGACACCGGGCGAUGUGACUCCGGCCCGCGGACCUCCACCAACUCCGGCCACAAGGCGGGUUUCGAUAGGAAUGGGAACGGACAAGCCGGCUUCCGGCAAGGCUGCCAGUACCAUGGCGUCGCCAGCAACAGAUGCAGUAGCAUCAUCGCCAAAACCAUUAUCGCCGAAGAAAGAUCUUGGACCAUCACCACCAUCGCCACCUAAAUCAAGUCUUCGCGAUCCUGGCCCAUCAACAUCACCAGGAAAACCAUCCACACCACCUCGGACAAGUGUCCCGGAUUCCGAACCGGGACCAUCUACCAGAAUAUCCAUUCGGGAAGCAGGUCCAUCCUCGUCUCCCCGAGCUACUACCCCGGACUCGGCAGCUGUAUCCCCUCGGCGACCCAGCGUUGAUGCUGGCCGAAUAUCUUUUCAAGCAGGUCCGUCGACCUCCAAGGCUGUUAAGCUAGCCGCUGCUGGGGACAGUUCAUCCCAAAAUCCUGCAAAGGAAAAACUUAAAAUGUUUCGAAAAAAGAAAGGCGACGAGACAUCAGCGUCACCCCGUGGCCAACGGCCGGGUUCGCUCACGACACAUACAGCAAUGCAAAACAGGGCCAAGACCAACCGAAUCCUUUACACGACCGAUGAGGAGGUGCGCGAAGCCCUUGUGGAGUUUUCCGUUUUUAUCAUUUUUCUGAUCCUAACAUCUCUGGUCGUUCUCUCCGUCCGUCACUCGUAUAUGUUUUACUUCAACGACACAAUGAAGAAACUGUUUACUACUCGGGAAUUGGUGGUGGCACCUUCGGUCACGAUUUGCUUUGAGAAGCUGAUCACUGUGCCAGAUUGGUGGGACUAUCUGAUCUAUAACUUUCUGAUAACUCUUCACGGCGAUAUGACUUUUGGAGACGGUCUUCCAACGGAUAAUAAUACGAUAAAUGAUCAACCUCCGCCUCAAGAAGCACCUGUUGCGAAUGAGGAUUCGCCUGAUGAGUUGCCGGGCGAAUUGCCGGCGGAAAAUCCCGAAGAAUCCCCAGAGGCUGAGAGAUUGCAAGAGGGUAAUCCGUACAAUAUGGAUGGGCGUACUAGGUAUAUCCGGCAGGCGGAAUCAGAAGAGGGUUCACCCGGAGAUGACAGCGAAAGUGUUCAAAAUGAAGUUCCACCCUUAGAUCAUUUUCACAACAACAUGAGUUCACAUCAUUUGGAGGGACGUGUCUUUCUUUAUGAAAACCUGCUAUUGGGUCCGCCACGUCUUCGGCAAAUUCGAGUGAGGAAGGAUAGCUGCUACGUCAACGACGCCUUCAUCAGGUACUUCAACACCUGCUAUGCCGCCUAUUCCGCCGGAGCGGAGGAGCGCAAGGUGGUGCACAAGGGCUCACUAUAUCGGACGAUGAACGAACUGGAUUCUACGCCCAUUUGGACAGUGCUGGCUUUUUAUCGCACCGGUGGAUACACAGUAAACUUGGACUAUGAGAAGGACAAGAACCUGAAGAUCAUUAGGGACCUUAAGGAAGUUCACUGGCUCGAUCGGGGCUCACGACUCUGUUUGGUGGAGUUUAAUUUGUUUAAUGAAAACACGGACAUUUUCCAAAGCGUAAAGUUAAUAGCGGAAAUUCCGCCUACUGGUGGUGUUAUACCCCAGGCACAUCUGCAAACUGUAAAACAAUAUUCCUUCUUCACGGACCGCAGCAUGGUCAUGACUGUGAUCUAUAUUUUCUGGUAUAUUAUGGUCGUCUACUAUACCAUCUACGAAAUCACUGAAAUACGCAAAUCCGGAUUCAAAAACUACUUAUUCUCCAUGUUAAAUAUUCUGGAUUGUGUUAUAUUGCUGGGCUGUUACCUUGCCUUGAUGUACAAUAUUUGGCACACCUUCAAAGUUCGGUCCCUAACUGCCAAAGCCGAAGUGGAACUGACAUAUCAAAGCCUGGAUGUACUCUGUUUCUGGAACAUCAUCUACGUGGAUAUGAUGGCCAUUUUGGCCUUUCUUGUGUGGAUAAAGAUCUUCAAGUUCAUCAGUUUCAACAAGACUCUCGUGCAGUUUACUACGACUUUAAAAAGGUGCUCGAAAGACUUGGCUGGUUUCAGUCUAAUGUUUGGAAUUGUCUUCCUGGCCUAUGCCCAGUUGGGUCUUCUGCUAUUUGGCACCAAGCAUCCGGAUUUCCGUAACUUUAUUACCUCUAUUUUGACCAUGAUAAGAAUGAUCCUGGGCGACUUUCAGUACAACCUCAUUGAGCAAGCCAAUCGAGUUCUGGGUCCCAUUUACUUUCUCACCUACAUUCUGCUUGUGUUCUUCAUUUUGUUGAACAUGUUCCUCGCCAUUAUUAUGGAGACCUAUAACACAGUCAAAAGUGAGAUCACCCAGGGCCGCAGUCACUUGGGCUCCUAUAUUUAUAAGAAACUGGCUAACAUGCUCUACUGGAUAACCCAUUGUGGACGAAAGAGGCGACCUCAACCUCAAGCAUCUGAAGCGGAGGACAAGAAUGCGGAGCAAGAAGCCAAUGCCGCCCAGGAAGAGCCUCAGGAGAUGCGAAAGAACCUGACACCAGCAGAGCAACAGUAUUUCAAGGACAUUCCACCAGAAGAAAACCAUGACAUGGUUCGUCUCAACAAUCGUGUUGGUCUAUUAGAGGAAAUUCUGGAAAAGUUAAUCACCAAUAUGGAUGACAUUCUAAAACGCGUUGAGAAAGAACGCAAUACAAAGAAAAAAUAGGAAAACGUUAAUUUCCUUACCCCUAAUUACAUUCUUAAAUUUGUUUUUGUUACUGUUUAAAUUUAACUAAGACACCAGUUAAGAUUAAUUCCAAAUCUAUUAAACAAACAUUAAAGCUCA